UGAAGCAUCAUCCAUCUUCUCUCCUUACGCCGCCUUGCACUGCAUUCCAGCCUCCAUCUCCAACCAACCCAUGGCCGGCAUGAAAACCAUCGUUCUCCUUGCCGUGAUCUCGGCCGCCGCCUUGGGCACCGCGUCAGCGGCGACCCACCGCGUGGGCGAGCCGGGCGGCGCGUGGGACCUCACCACCGAUUACGGCAGCUGGGCGUCCUCCAGGGAGUUCCACCCGGGCGACGAGCUCAUCUUCAGGCACCAGCCAGGGGCGCACAACGUGCUCGAGGUCAGCGAGGUCGACUACGACUCCUGCAACGCCACCAGCCCCAUCACCACCUUGGGCUCCGGCUUUUUCACCUACGUCGCCCUUCCGGCCGUCGGCACCCGCUACUUCAUCUGCGGUUUCCCUGGCCACUGCACCACCACCGGCACCGGCGGCAUGAAGCUCAAGAUCGACGUCGUGCCAGGUUCCCCCUCGUCGUCGCCCGCCCCGGCCAUGCCGCCGCCCUCCUCCGCCGCGGCCUCUGCCGGGGCUACAAUAGGAUCUGGCCUUGUCGUCCUGCUGGCGGCCGGUCUCAUGGCUUGAAAUGCAUGUAUUCUUCAUUAGCUGAUGAUGCCCGGUGCAUUCAACCGAUGUAAAGACUGUAGCCUGUAGGUUUCCCCCCUUCUAAAAAAACAAAAAAAAAAGUUGAGUUGCCGCAGCAGACACAUACCAGCUUAUACUAUAUUGUUAACUGGUUAUUAUUGUUGAAUACAUACAAUUAAUUUUUUUA
Triticum dicoccoides is the source of this 764-nucleotide messenger RNA. RefSeq names its product mavicyanin-like. The record is from RefSeq and is a predicted model, not a curated record. The transcript has a single exon. Gene Ontology annotation, cellular component: plasma membrane. The coding region runs from base 71 to 577 and encodes 168 amino acids. Gene Ontology annotation, molecular function: electron transfer activity. Lineage: Eukaryota; Viridiplantae; Streptophyta; Magnoliopsida; Poales; Poaceae.